This is a messenger RNA of Arachis duranensis, 1642 nucleotides long. RefSeq names its product xyloglucan O-acetyltransferase 1. The transcript is spliced from 2 exons. Gene Ontology annotation, cellular component: Golgi apparatus. NCBI's taxonomy places the organism in Eukaryota, Viridiplantae, Streptophyta, Magnoliopsida, Fabales, Fabaceae. The record is from RefSeq and is a predicted model, not a curated record. Bases 179 to 1543 code for a protein of 454 amino acids. Gene Ontology annotation, molecular function: O-acetyltransferase activity.
ACAAGACUAAAGGAACCUGCUCCUCUGCUGUUCCCUAUUUGACUUUCAUUUUUCUUGAUCAAUUCCAAAGAGAAACGUGUCUCUUACUCUCUUUUUGUGUCUUCUCACUUCAAAACAUCAUAUACCAGAACAAACAAGAAUUUCAGAAGCAAAAAGAAAGAAAGAAAGAAAGAAGGCUAUGAAAAAAAUGGGAGCUACUGCAACUCCAUUAUUCAAGGAUCAUUAUUCCAUUUCAAUUAUCUCACUCACAAAGACGCUUCUUCCUUGGACUUUCUUUGCUCUUUUUUCCAUAGCUUUUGUUCGUUUGUACUUCUAUCCUUUUCUACCUUUUACUACUACUCCAUCACCAAAAACUGAUGACUUCUCCCACUCCUCUUACCCUUUUCUUCAUGCUUCUCUCCCUUCUUCUUCACCUUCUCCUUUGUCUUCAGAGAAGGAAAAAGUUUAUGAAGAAAAAUCAUGUGAUUACUCUAAUGGCAAAUGGGUCCGUGACAAGAGAGGACCUUUGUACAAUGACACAAAUUGUGGCAUGAUGAAAGAAGGUAGAAAUUGCAUAACACAUGGAAGACCUGACUCAGAGUACCUUUAUUGGCGAUGGAAGCCAAGUGAAUGCAACCUUCCAACGUUUGACCCCAACAUUUUUCUCCAACUUGUUAGGAACAAGCACAUUGCUUUCGUUGGUGACUCUCUUGCUAGGAACCAAUUAGAGUCAUUACUAUGCAUGAUAUCCACUAUUUCAACUCCAAAAGUUGUGCACCAAAAUGGUGAUGGUCAAGGUAAAUUUGGUCAAUGGCACUUUGCUUCACACAAUUCAACCAUAUCAUUGUAUUGGUCUCCAUUUCUUGUUCAAUGUGUUGAGAAAUCAAGCACAAGGCCCAAUAAUUUGUUGUAUUUGGAGCGUGUUGAUGAGAAAUGGGCUAGGCAUAUGGAUCAGCUGGACACGAUUGUGUUAUCAAUUGGGCAUUGGUUUUUGCUUCCAGCAAUUUACUAUGAAAAUGGUUCAAUUCUAGGUUGUCAUUACUGUCCUGGUCUUAAUCACACAGAGAUUGGAUUUUAUGAUGUGUUAAGGAAGGCUUUGAGGACUACAUUUAAUAGCAUAAUUGAGAGGAAAUUAAGAGGUAAGGGCAAAAAUGGAAUUAUCGAUGUGGUUGUGACAACAUUUUCACCCCAUCAUUUUGAAGGUGAUUGGGAUAAGGCUGGUGCAUGUCCAAAAACUAUGCCUUAUGAGAAGGGGGAGAAGAAACUUGAAGGAAUGGAUGCUGAGAUGAGGAAGAUUGAGAUUGAAGAAGUGGAAAUUGCUAAUAAUAAGGCCAAGUCCGAAUUUAAUGAAUUUGGAAGGCUUAUUAGGUUAGAGGCAUUAGAUGUAACGGAAUUAGCAUUGUUGAGACCUGAUGGGCACCCUGGUCCUUACAUGAAUCCUUUUCCAUUUGCCAGUGGAGUUCAAGAACAUGUGCAAAAUGAUUGUGUUCAUUGGUGUUUGCCAGGGCCUAUAGACACGUGGAAUGAGAUUUUGAUGCAGAUCAUGAGAAAAUGGGAGAAAUAGAGACAAUGUAACGAGUUAAGGAGAAUCAUAUUUAUCUUCUUAAUUUUAUUGUAUACUUUAGGAACAUUUCAUGGUGGUCAUGGAAGGACCAAUUCCAGU